AUGGCCGAGCGUAUCCAGGUCGGCGUCCGGUGUCGACCGCCUGCCGGCAACAACGCGCUGUACGACGCCUCGUAUGCGCUGGCGCUCGAGCCACAUGCGAUCCACAUCGUGCCCGCCCACAGCCGCCACGUCGGCCAGCGGUCGUUUGCGUUCGACCAUGUCUGGGCGCCGGAGACAUCCCAGGCGCAGGUCUACGACCACGCAGUUGCGCCGCUCGUCGGUCAUUUGCUCGCGGGGCGGUCCGGCGCCGUGCUCGCGUACGGCCAAACCGGCACGGGCAAGUCGUAUACGAUGGGCUUUCUCGAGGCGUCGUCGGCGCCAGAGCUCGGCAUCAUUCCCCGCGUCUUUGAGCACCUCUUUGAUGCGCUUGCGCCGACAACGCACCGCGUGCACAUGUCGUUUUGCCAGAUUUAUAUGGAGACCGUCCAUGAUCUGCUCGUCCCGCUGUCGUCGUCGUUGGUAGAUUUGCCCGUGCGCGAGCGGGACAGUGCGUUCUAUGUCGAUGGCUUGGAAGCCCACGCCGUCACGUCGCUGCAGAACGCCCGCAGCCUCGUGCACUUGGCGAUGGCCAAUCGUGCGCUUGCGGCGACGGCGCGCAAUGCCACGUCCUCGCGUAGUCAUUCGCUACUGACGAUCUCCGUGUCGACGACCACGUCGACGGCGCAGCUCGUCCUCGUCGACCUCGCCGGCUCGGAGCGCAGUCUUCCAAGCCUUGGCUUUGCUCCGGAUGCGACCAAAGCCCGGCUACUCGAAGCAAAGAGCAUCAAUUCGUCGCUCUCGGCGCUUGGCAACGUCAUGUCGUCACUGGCGAGCGCCACGCGGGCGUCGUACCGUGACUCGAAGCUGACCAAGCUGCUCAAAGGCGUGCUGCGCGCAGGAAGCACGUUGGUUCUGGCGACAGUCGACGGCGCAGCAGCCAACCUCGCCGAGACGCUCUCAACGCUCAAGUUUGCGUCGCGCUGUCGCCACGUGACCUUGCCAAAGCGCUCGAGCGGUGCAAUAAGUAGCGCGCAUAAGAACGCAGCGGGGCAGACUGUCGCCACGCAGACCGAGGCGCCGACCGACGUCGAUGUCCUCCGCGACGCCUUUCAGAAGAAAGAAAUCGAGCUCCAUAUGCUGUACCAGGAGCAGCUGUACAAGCUCCGAAGAGCACUCGAGCGGCUUAGUGCACGACCGGACGACAAGGUGUGGUCGAUCUUGGGCGAACGUUCGAGUAUCUUGACACGUCACGACGACGACGACGAUGCCCUUUCCGUCUCUACCGAGGACGGCGACGAAGCGUUCAACCAAGUUGAGCUGUAG
Molecule: messenger RNA, 1302 nt
Organism: Saprolegnia diclina VS20
Lineage: Eukaryota; Oomycota; Saprolegniomycetes; Saprolegniales; Saprolegniaceae
Exons: 6
Coding region: 1-1302 (433 amino acids)
Biological process (GO): microtubule-based movement
Cellular component (GO): microtubule; kinesin complex
Molecular function (GO): ATP binding; ATP hydrolysis activity; microtubule binding
Source: RefSeq, a predicted model, not a curated record